Molecule: messenger RNA, 8943 nt
Organism: Mytilus californianus (California mussel)
Lineage: Eukaryota; Metazoa; Mollusca; Bivalvia; Mytilida; Mytilidae
Product: potassium voltage-gated channel subfamily C member 2-like
Exons: 3
Coding region: 1051-2736 (561 amino acids)
Biological process (GO): potassium ion transmembrane transport; protein homooligomerization
Cellular component (GO): voltage-gated potassium channel complex; membrane
Molecular function (GO): protein binding; delayed rectifier potassium channel activity
Source: RefSeq, a predicted model, not a curated record
GAUGACUCCACACGGGAGAAUAUCAUUACAUCAAGUUUAGUGUUUAUGACGAACUGCAAUAAAAUUUUACGGAUUACAAUUCUAGGAUCAAUAUAAUUAGUUUGACAUUGUCUGCUUGGUCGCAGCAUCCUAACUAUUCUAAUAUGACAAUCAUGCAUUAUAUAUUGGGUGGAUAAGCUAAUCGAAAAUAAAAGGACAAUGGAUUACGAAGGAAAUAGAUUAACAAAAGAGGAUACACAAAAUAAUGAACCGUGUUGUCUGACAAAAAUAUCUAUAUACUCUGCACUCGAACGACACUUUCGAUAAAUUCCUGGAUUAUUUCAUGUAUUCUCCUUUUUUACACUUUUAAUUAAAAAAAAAACAUGGAAUUUCCACAAGGAUGUAUGAAAUAGUUUGAAAAUAUAUUUCCGCACUUUAAUGAACCAACAAUUUUUAUCAGUGCUGCUGAAUUAUACAUUAUAUGACAAUAAAUAAUAAAUUGAUGUGUUUAAAACAAUCCACGAAAUUCCCUGUUGUGUCUGGCUUCAACGUUCGAUCGACAUCAUUAUUCCAUGAUUACAAGAUAAUAAUUUAGACAGAGUUCGAUAAACAGUGUGCAUGGUACUGCACCGGCAAAUUACCAGUUAUUCCCUGGAUGUGUUCUUCCGAUGUAUUACUAUUCGAAUGUUUCAUCAAAGUAAUUCGAAGACAGUGACUAGGUUUGAUGGCGCUCCGAUAGUACGUUCAUUCUCUUAAGAUAGGGGGCGGUAUAUCAUUUCAUAACACAAGGGAAACAACUUCGGUGUUGAGGAAAACACGUGACUUGAAUUAUACUAUUUUCUGCAAAUAAAUAAAAGAGUCAAAUAAUCUAGUGCUGAUCUGUAAUGAAACUAAAUAUGGAAACGAUUAAUUGGAAGUUACUUUUCAUAUAUGGAUAUUUUACUGAUGACUCACGAGGACAAUAUAAAAUUAAAUAUGAUUUUAUAUUUCUUAAAUAAUUUGUUUAUCAACGCUUAAUAAUUGAAGUAGAGUUGUUUAACAAGGAAUAUAUAUUCAAAUGUCUGAUCGGAUAUGCAGGAUGAGGAGAAAGCGUCAAAUUUUCUGGACGAUGUAGGUGCAACUCCAAUCAGAAAAAAUGGAUACCAGAAACAAACGGGUGACGAUGAACGAAUUUUGCUCAAUGUUGGUGGUGUUCGACACGAGACCCACGUUUCGACACUCCGGACUAUACCUAACACAAGACUAGCGCGUCUUGCUGAAUACCAUGUUCUUUCAGAUAAAAAAGAUGAAUACUUUUUUGACCGCCAUCCUGCUGUUUUCAAUUCAGUCAUUGAUUUUUACAGAACAGGUGAGCUGCAUGUUCCGCUCGAAGUAUGUGGAGCAGUGGUAAAGAGGGAGUUAGACUUCUGGCAAAUAAGUGAACUGCAUAUCAAAUCAUGCUGCUGGCGGCAUUACAGAUCCUACAUAGAAAACAAAAGAAUCCUGGACUCUUUUAACAAAAGCUUAAAGAAAGAGCAAAUAUAUAUAAAUCUUGAUGAUUACGAAGGAUGGAGAAGAUUUCAAAUGAAAGUAUGGUUAAUUUUAGAACAUCCAAGGACGUCGCGGAAGGCAAUGAUAUAUGGAGUAAUAUCAUUACUCUUUGUAGUGACUUCGAUCUUAGGGUUUACUUUAGAAACUUUGCCACAAUUGCAACCGACAAAAAACCACACCAAAACCAACGAAACUAUCGACUGCAAUGGAGAGAAAAAACAACUUGUUCAAAUUAUGACGCAACAUCCAGCACUAGAAAAAUUAGAUUUGAUCUGUACCGUUUUCUUCACAAUAGAGUUAAUAGUACGAUUUAUAUUUGCUCCAAACAAAUUAAGCUUUGUUCGUUCAAUGAUGAAUAUAAUUGACUUAUUAGCACUUGUUCCGUUGUAUAUGCAACUGAUUUUCAGCACAUCUGAAAUGCGUUCGUGCUAUAUGAAUGAGCAAUUUAUCAUUCAGAUCAUGUUCAUACUAAGAAUUGCCAGAAUGUUCAGGAUUUUUCAUCUUGUAAAGCAUUAUCAAGCACUAAAAAUAUUAAUAUAUGCUUUGAAAGCUAGCGUACAGGAAUUAUUCAUGCUUGCCAUUUUCUUAUUGAUUGGAAUGCUAGUCUUCGCAUCGAUCAUUUACUAUGCAGAGCUACAGGAUUUAACGACACCUGGUGAAAAAUUCACCACGAUUCCCAUGGGAUUUUGGUGGGCACUGAUUACCAUGACGACAGUCGGAUAUGGCGAUGUCUAUCCAGUUACAGUAUAUGGUUACGUAGUUGGUGCAUGUUGUGCUGUGUCUGGUGUUUUGAUGAUAGCGUUAACUAUUCCCGUAAUUUCAAACAAUUUCACCUUGUUUUAUACUCAUGUCCGGUCGCGUGGCUCGGAUUCAGACGGAAGUCAAAAUUCUGGAUCACAAGACACAUUGUCGCUUCCAAGUUACGGAGAAGGUGGUUGUGAACCAACUGUUAUUGAAGAUAGAAAACCGUCAAAUGGGUCCGUUGUAUUAGAAACGUAUAUGAAUGGAACUUCAGUCCUCAGAAAAAUCUCCUAUAAGAAAAAACAGCAUAAAUAUUCUCCCAUGGGUUUCAUUGCAGAAUCGAAUUCUAUGUCAAAUUUACCUUCUCAAAGAGAAGAAAAUGAUUUCGAAAUGACAAGGACAAAUAGUAAUAAAGCAAGGUCCGAUGAUGGUGUAACAUAUAAUAGAGGUUCUAUAGACGAGAUAUGUGAGAUGAACUCUUAUUGACAAGUCUUGAAUAUAAACGAUGUUGCUCAAAUUCACUUCAAACAUUCUUAAUUUAAAAUGACUUAACACUUUUUUAAUAAGGUCAAACUUCAUUUGCUGCCGUCUGUAUGUCUUUCAAACACUAAAGCGCUGUAGAUUUUAAACUUCUAUUUAUAUGCACCGAGCGCAUUUUGACAUUUUCAUUUCAUCUUGGUACCAAGCAUUGACUGUUCUCGAGAAAGCACUUUUAAUUUGGUUUCUUAUUCAUCAUUAGAAAUAUUUUCGGAAAAACAUACUUUUCAACAUAUAGAUGAAAAAAUGCAAUGAAAUCGAUGUUUAACCUUAUUUCUUAAACAUAUAUAUUAAUGAUAUGAGUUGAGUAAAAUCAAUUCAUUUGAAAAUUUAUCACAAUUGGCUUCCAUUUUGCUCAAUCGAUUUAUGUCCUACAUGUAAAAAAAUAAUUUGACAUUGUUGCUGGCCAUAGUUUAGGACUGGACUCCCUCCUCUUCGUUUUCGUCAUUUUCUUUGAAAUCAACUUCUUAAACAUAAUACUUAUUAAUUCCUUGAACAAACCUUUAAUAUUUUUAGAAGAUUUUCAAACAUUUUAAAGUUAAUGUACAUAAUGAAAUCUGAAUGAGGCAUGAUUAAGCUUUAUCUUCGACUCUCUUGUUUACGUACGCAGUUUGCGUAUUGGGGACUUUUUAAUGCUUUCAUCAAUGAAAUACAAAAUUUUGCAAUCCAUAGAGGUUGGAUGUUUUAUUUGUGAAAAGGUGGGAGUCCUGUCUUUAUACUAGGCUCAUGAUUCGUUUUUGUUGCUGUACAUCUUAAUAAUUAAAAUAUACUCUGUAGUGUGCAUUGGAAAACCAAGUGUUUUUUUAACAUUUGUGUUGCCUAUUUUUUACUUUUCGUAGUGUUUUUUUCAACAUUUGUGUUGCCUUUUGUUUUACUUUUCGUAGUUUUUUUUUCAACAUUUGUGUUGCCUAUUUCUUUACUUUCGUAGUGUUUUUUCAACAUUUGUAUUGCCUAUUGUUUUACUUUUCAACAUUUGUGUUGCCUAUUUUUUUACUUUUCAACAUUUGUGUUGCCUAUUGUUUUACUUUUCGUACGAUAUUUACUAUACAUUUCAGCUGUUCAUCUUUUCAAACAGUUCUUAUGAGUUAACGUUUUAUAAUAAUAGCCACGAUCUCUGGUUUCAUUCUCAAUUUUGUUAUGUUUUCUUUUUAAUUAUAAAUUAUAUUUUUGGUACACAUAUUCUAUCUGAGUAUAUGCUUAUGCAAUUUUUUAAGUGUCUUAUGAUUAAAAUUUAUUUUUUACUUUUUAAAUGAGACUACCAGUAAUGUUGGUCUUAAAGUCUCUGCAGAUUUUAGUAUGAACGAAAUCUAACUAAAUGAAAUCUUAAAAAUAUAGUAAUAAUUUCCCAUAAAUUUAUUCAACAGAAGGGAUUAAAUACAAACUUUUGUCUUUUAUUUAGCAGAAUAUACACCGUUUAAGCUUCAAGUCCUUAUUAAAGUUUUAUAUACAUGCAACACAGUUCCGAUUUCGAAGUAUAUUAUUUAUUUACAAAUGCCUAAAGAUAAUUAAAAAUGAAGCUAUAUUUUAUUUUGGGCUAAUUCUUAAUAUCAAUACAUCAAAUAAAAAAAGACAGAAAUUCCGAAACAAAACCAAAAACAAAUGGCAUUUUCAUGUAGAUACAUACAAAUGCAUUUAAAAUUUGAUGUCCUUUAAUGCAAUUGUUUACAUGUAAAAUUAACAUUAAAAUACUAGUAUUCAUAUUUGAACCAGCAGAUUGUUAAUUGCCGAUUAGAAAUAUAACCAAAUUGUCAAAUACUAUACGCAUUCGUCCCUUUCCUAAAUUCGACCCUGUAAGUGAAACAAAUACAAGCGAAAUGAGUCAUACCUUAUCAACAAUGCAUACACUACAGAGAAUGUUUGACUUUAAUAUUUUGAAUGUUUAAGUAUUUAUCAUGUGGUAUUCAAAUGAAUAACGUUAACUGGAAUGGGUGUUUUUAAAUACUUGGAUCAAUUCAUGUUGAAAUCACUUUUUCUGUUGUAGUUAAUUCAGUCAUUCCAACAUAUAGUCAUCACCGUUGUCUUUAAAUGUACAUGUCAUGUCAAUCAUUUUAGUUGAGUGAUUGCGUUGAGGCUCUGAGUGAAGAACGUUAUUACACCCAUCCGUCACAUGACUAUGUUUGAUAUAUAUAAUUUACAAGAAUAUCACCUGUCUUUCCUGUUUUGUGACAGGAGUAAACGAAAUGAAUUUCAUUAUUUUUUUCUCUAUUUUCACUAAUUAUCAUUGUUAUUUCUAUUAUUUUUCAUCUUUCGUUUGCUUUAUCAAAAGAUCUGGAAUCAACUAAAAUGUCGAAACUCAUAUGUGCAAUUUUUUAGAAAAUGUGAUUUCAUUUGUACGUUUUGGGUAGAUUUGGUCUCUUGUACUGGUUGGUUUAUAUGUUUUCCUUCAUCAAAUUAUUAUUCAAGAACAAAGUAUUAUCAUUUUAUAUCUUGUAGUAAAAUUUAUACCGUUCAUGUUAUUCGUAUAUAAAAAUUAAGUUUGACCAUUUAUUGGUUGGAAAUUGCACCGUACGUUUUUUCUGAACACACAUAUAAUGAUAUAUGGUAAAGCGGUGUUUUAGAUGGGUGCAAUAACAAGUAAUCCAAUGCCUUGUGUCACUCGACUGUUACACAUUUACAAAAUCACUGUUUAUUUGAAAUUUCGUACUUUUUUCUUCAUUCACGCUUCUCAGGUGGCAUUAAGAAAAAAGUUCCUGAAUGAAUGUUUUCCUGGUCAUUGUCAAGUAUUUAAAAUUGGGAGUUCUAUGCACACUAAUGAUAACAUGUUUACCUCUUGAUAUCAUGAAAAACAUACAAACUUCAUGAAACAUUCCUUUUGUUAACAGAAAAUGUCUGCAAAAUUAAUUUUAAAUUAUUACUCACCUAGUAAUUUGAGAAAUUCAGUUGUAAAAUCACUCAGAAAAGAUAUAUUUUGAUCCUUACAACCAAACGGUUGGCUAUAGUUGGUUAAGGGUAGAUAAUUGUUGGAAACAUUUACUAGCUUUAAGAAACAUUACAGGUUAUUUAUAUCCUAACCAAGUUACUCAGGAAAGAAAUGCUGUAUCUUUAUGACCAAAUAGUUAUCGUUAUUACACAUUGUUAUACUGAUGACUUAACUGGCGAGAGGUUUAUUUUUCAAUGACACGCCUUUUACAAUGAUUAUCGAUAGUAUAGAGGCGGGCACGGUAAAUACCAACAGUUAUUCCUUGAGAAACAUACAAUAUACAGUGUAAUUUGUUAACUCCUAUAUUUGUCCUUUAAUCUGUAAAAUCAGAUACAUUUGCCUGACAUUUCAUAUUAUAAUAGGUAUGACACUACAUCUUUCAUUUUCUUUAACUUCAAUAUCAUUCAAAAUCUGAUAUUGUAGGUAAGAUCAAUAGAGCAUACAACUAUUACCCUUAAAUAGAGGAUAAUAAUUUGGAUUCUUAAUCUGGUAUAAUAGUUAAUGUUUUUAACAUUUAAGGAUGUUCGCUACUCUAUUUCAAAAUAAUAAGCUUUUUAAAAGACUGUUAUGAAUUGAUAGAAUAUAAAUAAAGGAAAUAAAAAAGCAGAUAAAAAUGAAGGGUCCGUGUGCUUGUUUUCGAGAUAUAAACCAUUGAAAAUUUGGCGGGAAAUGAUCCUCUCUAGAUUUUUCUUACAUUUAACAUCCGCACCUUUUUUCUGUCUAAAAGUAUGAAAAAAAAAAGAUUUUCAAAGAUGGCAUUUUGAACUAUAUUUAAUCAAAUUAUGAAAAGAAAAGUAGGGGUUAGUGGGCAAAAUUUUUUCAUGGCACUACAUGGAUAAAACCAGAGGAUUCCGAAUAUCUGGCAAAAAAAUCAAAAACAAGAGCAGCGACCAUCCUUAAGGAGUGAUUUUUAUAGGGCAUUUGAGAAGCGUGUGUAAUAGCUAUAGAGUCUAUCAACGUGUUAGAUUAGUGUUUGAUACAUUGUUGUUUACUAAUAGAUAUUGAUAGCUAGGAUUGUGCACAUUUUUCUAACCAUAUAUUUUAAACACCGGACAUUUGUCCUACAAUUUGCAAUAUUUUCAAACAGCACCUAACAUAUCAAUUGAUUGUUAUAACCAAGACUAGUUGAAAAUGACUUCAAUCUUUAACAGUCAACAUAUUUGAAACAAUUAUUUUCACGAAAGUAUGAUUUAAAAAUGAUAGCAGUUUCAGAAAGAUAGAUACCAUUUGGCAAACGUUUUGGAAAAACUUUGAGAAAACAAACAACAAUUUGAAAAAAGUUGAAGCUGGUAACUUUAAAUUGGAUUUAUAUCCUUUGAAAUUUUGUUAAGAGAAAUGGUUAAGUUGAAUCGCUUUUGUUAUUCAAAACGCCUAAAUUGUAACUUUGACCGUUAAACAUCAGAAUAAUUUGCUGUACUAUGCAUAGUCUUUUCGUCUAACAAUAUCUAUAUUUCUGUUGUUUUGGACUUGAAAUACCAAAAGCUCAAUGUCGAAGAAUGCAUUUAAUGCUGCAAAAUCGAGACUUAUCAAACACUAUUUUACUUGUAGUUGUACUGUUGCAUCUUUUAAUAUAAUACAUUUUACCACAUUAUGUUAUUUGCCAAAUGUCAGAUACUUUUUUACAUUUGUGUAUAUUGUUUUUUUCAAUUUGUGUCUGUGAUUGAAUAGACUGUAAAUAGUCAUGCACAAAGGGUAUUCUAUGCAACCUGUAAAAAUAUGUUUUGCUUGUUGACACUGUUGCUUUGAUGAUAUAAUUUUCAUAGUGUCGCCCAUUUUUACACACGAUUGUUUAAAUAUUCAGACGCUUGAGAAAAUCUUAUUGUCUGUAAAUAGUCUCAAUUUAAGGCUUUUUGUUCGUCCUCCAAGAUGAACUUUGUCUUUAUGUUAACGAGUAAUUAUUAGCAUUCGUUCAUGAAUUAAAUUCUCAAUGAUAGAUUAGGUUCCAAGUAAGAGUGUUGUUAACCUUAAGUUUCAACACCCUUCUUUGGAUCCAUUCUUUUUUUUUAAUAAGUCUAAAUCCUUUUUGUUUAUUAAUUUAUAUUGUGUAUGAAAAUGGGCUUAUCAAUGUUACAUAAAAUGUUUUUACUAAGUUCAUUUUAUCUGUAUAAAGGUCAGUUGGGGUUUUUCUUCUCCGAUAUAUAUUUUAAAAGUCUUGCUCGGAUUGAUGUGAGUUAUAACGGAAAUAAAAAUUGAAAACAUGAAAGUUUAUAUCAUUGCUAAUACCAUUAUAUAUUGCUUUGUAGGGAAGAUGCUAUGAUAAGGCGACUUUUAUGGCCCUUUGGAUUCUGAAUUAAAUUUAUCAAAUACCAUACGUCAAUUGUUGAUAAGAAAUUAGUAGGCAACAUAUUACUAUUUAUUUUUUUUAACUUGAUAAAUAUUUGCAUUAAGGCCUAAUACUUUUUGAAAUUAUUCCGGAACUGCAAGCACUGCCUCACUUUGAGAUAUUGUCACUCAUAUAUAGAUAUCCGCUAAUGCUUUACCCGAAAAUCUGUUCUUCUACGAGAUGUCUUAUUCAAAGUUAUUAAAUUCGGUAAAAUAACCUUUUUGGUGAGCAUAAUCAUUGACCUGAACAAUUGUGCUUUUGCAAUUUUAGGGGCUAAAUAAUGGCUAUUAUAAUAACUCUUCCUUUGAACUGAUCAAACAAGCCCAAAACAACUACGUAGUUGAAGGCUGUUUAUUUGAGAUUGUUUUUUUAAAUUACGAUACCGAUGAUUCCUCAUUAAACAAUUAGUUUCUCAAAACAAUCCUAUUAAAGUUGAACUGAACACUAGUGAGAAGUGUGCUGUUAUCAACCGUAUGAUAUGUAGAAAAUCGUUUAACUUCAUAUUUGUUUGGAUUACAGCUAAACACGAAAAAUUAUAUAGUAAUAUUGGGUCCUCAAUGCUCUUCGAUUUCAACUUCGUGAUUUAUUUUGCCUUUUUAACUUUUUGAUUCGAGCGUCACUGAUGAUUCUAUUGUAGACGAAACGCGCGUCUUGCGUUCAAAUUUUUAACCCUGGUAUCUAUGAUGAGUUUAUUCGUCCAUUUUUGGUGAUUACAAAACCAAAUAAAAAAUUUUAACAAAAAAUCCUCAUCUGAGGGUUCUCAAUGGCAAGUUCUUUUAAACAAGAUAAAAUGAACUUAGAUAUUUUUAAAAGUAUUUUCCUUAUCAGUUCAUUUUUUGCCGCAAGUGUGAUAUUGUCUUUUUCACCAGUUGCUGGUAAAACACAUUUUGUUAAUAAAUUUUACAACAUGGUA